Patiria miniata (bat star) is the source of this 1687-nucleotide messenger RNA. RefSeq names its product coiled-coil domain-containing protein 83-like (gene ccdc83). Bases 149 to 1453 code for a protein of 434 amino acids. Lineage: Eukaryota; Metazoa; Echinodermata; Asteroidea; Valvatida; Asterinidae. The record is from RefSeq and is a predicted model, not a curated record. The transcript has 11 exons.
GAGUUGGCAAAGAUUUUGCUGCUUGGAAACCAAGGAAGCUGUCGGUGAAUGGUACAUGUACUCGUCGAACAAAUCUCGGAAAAAAUGAACAAAAUUCUUGUUAUUUAUUAAAACCUAAAUCUCUUUGGUGCAGAGUGGCAAGACAAAAAUGGGCAAAAAGGGCAAAAAGAAGGGGAGUGGCAAGAAAAGCGGAAAGAAGGGCGGUAAGAAGAAGUCGUCCGAGCCCCAGAUGACCAUCCAAGAAGCCAUCUUAGCUUACCAGAUCAACAUCAAGGAGGAAGCCUUGGAGGAAUUCAUGUACGAAAUCAAAGGACUCGAGGAAAAGAGCCAGAAACACAAAGAAAGGAAUGAACGUCUGAAAGAGGAGCAACUGUAUCACAUCCGGACCCUCCUGAAGCAAGCCAAGGAGAGAGACAAGGAGUUAGAGCAGGUCACCGUGGUCAACAAGGAGCAUGUGGAGGACGCUCUCAAGGAGAAAUGGCAGGCUGCCAAGGAGGAAGACCAACAGAUUGAAGACUUGAAGAGGCAGAUAGCGCAGCGGGCGGUGGAGCUGGAGAAAGAACUAGUCAUGGUGGCCAAGUGGAAGGAGUACAAGGACAAAGGGCAACACGAACACGCCAAGCACAUCAAAAUUCUGGAACAGGAGCUGUUGGACAUGCAAGUCAGCUUUGAUGAGAUGAAAGCUCAUCUGGAGAGAACCCUGAAUGUGGCCAAAGACGAAAUCCACAAGUCCACCGAGGAACGAUUGAUGGAACAGAAACACAUAGCGUCAGAGAAAGCAAUGACAACUUUGGAUAAGUGGAGCACGCAAGAAGUCAAAGACAAUAAGUGGUUGAAAAAAGAGGCGGAGCUUCAUAGAGUGGAGACCAAGCAUCUUGUGGAGGAGGUAGAGGCACUGGAGAAGGAGAAUCUUGAGAUCAUGAGCGGACUGUUUGAUUGCCGCAUCGAGGACCUCAAGAUAUCAAGGAAUUUCUACCUGACCCAGUUUGGGGAGGGGGAUGACGUUGACGACGCCGGAAUACUGGAGGAAGACCUGGCCAAGAUGGACAUGGAAAGCGCUGACAAACCCCUGGCGAUAGGGGGCGCCACACAGGGUGCUAGAAAAGCGCAGCGCCCGAAGAGCGCCACCCAGAGGGCGGUAGAGGCCAAGGUCUUCUCUCUCGCCAUCAAGGAGGAGGAGGAGGAACACUCCGGGCCGGAGGAGGAUGACGAUCUUGGAGGAAGCUGGGACCAUGGCAACCAACUUGACAACUACUUGGAUUACGAAGAUGAGAAUUUUGACGAUUAUCUGAACCUUGGACCGGUGGAGCUCAAGCUCCUGCGAGUGACCGGUCACAAGAUGACCCUCAUCAAGCCCAAGAAACUGACCGAUGAGGAGGAGGAGGCCAAACUGUCCGCUCCAGACGUCUGGCCCGUCACUCCAGAGAUGCUGAAGACAGUGACUGAUACAUGAGGACAUCGCUAGAAAAUUGACUAUAGUGAGGACGUGUGCGAUACAAUGAGCGAGGACAUCACUAGUGUGUGGUGCGAACAAAGUGAGGACAAAGUACAAACUGAAUGAGGACAAUACUUGUAGAUAUUCACAAAUGUGUGAGGACGGUGCUAAGAUAUAGGGGAGUCAAAAAAAGCGAAACCCAAAUGUCGGGACUUCUGUUUUAGUGAAGUUCUGCAUGUAGCACUUCAAAAA